This is a messenger RNA of Pollicipes pollicipes, 1513 nucleotides long. Its product is annotated as chloride channel protein 2. Gene Ontology annotation, molecular function: voltage-gated chloride channel activity. Gene Ontology annotation, biological process: transmembrane transport; chloride transport. Gene Ontology annotation, cellular component: plasma membrane. The record is from RefSeq and is a predicted model, not a curated record. Lineage: Eukaryota; Metazoa; Arthropoda; Thecostraca; Pollicipedomorpha; Pollicipedidae.
GAUGUAUGGCCAGUACUCCAGGGACCUGGGGGACUUCGCCAGAAGUGAAUCACAUCGCGUCAAAGAGCUUGAGAAAAAGCGCAAAAAGGAGGAGAGGCUGCGGCGACAAGAGCUGCUCCCCUACCGUGGGAAGUGGAAUCGGCGAGUUCUUAAAGUGCUGGGCUACUUUUGGAAGCACACGUUCGCAAGAAUUGGAGAGGACUGGGUGUUUCUGGCCAUCUUGGGAGUACUGAUGGCCUGCAUCAGCUUCUUAAUGGACUACGGCAUCGCAAUGUGCAACAAAGCGCGCAUCUGGCUGUACCGGGACCUGACGACACACCCGGUGCUGCAGUACAUCGCCUGGGUCACGCUGCCCAUCAGCCUGAUCCUGUUCUCCGCCGCCUUCGUGCACAUCGUCUCCAAAUCGGCCGUCGGCUCCGGCAUUCCCGAGAUGAAGACGAUCCUGCGCGGCGUGCCACUGGAUGAGUACCUGACGUUCCGCACGCUGGUGGCCAAGGUGGUCGGCCUCACCGCCUGCCUCGGCUCCGGCAUCCCGCUGGGCAAGGAGGGCCCGUUCGUCCACAUCGCCAGCAUCGUGGCCACACUGCUGACCAAGCUGGUGACGUCCUUCAAGGGCAUCUACGAGAACGAGAGUCGUAAUAGCGAGAUGCUGGCGGCGGCCUGCGCCGUCGGCGUGGCCUGCAGCUUCGCCGCGCCCAUCGGGGGCGUGUUGUUCAGCAUAGAGGUGACGUCGGUGUACUUUGCCGUUCGGAACUACUGGCGCGGCUUCUUCGCUGCCGUCUGCGGCGCCAUGGUGUUCCGCCUUCUAGCCGUCUGGUUUGAGGAUGAAGAAACGAUAACUGCCUUAUUCAAGACAGACUUCAAGGUGGAUUUUCCAUUUGAUCCACAAGAGCUGUUUGUUUUUGCACUAAUUGGGGCUGUGGCCGGCUUCGCUGGUGCAUUCUUCGUGUGGCUACACAGGACAUACGUUGUCUUCAUGAGAAGCAACGCCUGCAUGAAGAGCUUCCUCUCGAAAAAUCGCUUCCUGUACCCGUUUCUGGUGGCGCUGUUGAUCUCGUCUGCCACCUUUCCCCUGGGUCUGGGGCAGUUCCUCGCGGCCGACCAGACCACUCAUGAUCAGGUUUUGGAGUUAUUCGCGAACUUCACUUGGUCUUCUGAAGAGCUCUCUGUAGACGAAGCCGAAGCAGUGGAUCACUGGACAAAUCCAUACACCAACUUCUACAUCAACUUGUGCAUAUACAUCUUAGUCACGUUCUGUAUGGCUGUGGUGGCGUCCACCCUCCCGGUGCCGUCCGGCAUCUUCAUCCCCGUGUUCAAGAUGGGCGCGGCGUUCGGCCGUCUGGUCGGCGAGUGUCUGGCAAUGUGGUUCCCGCAGGGGGUCCGCUACGGAGGCCACAUCUCCCCCAUCCGUCCAGGUGGUUACUCGAUCGUCGGUGCCGCCGCGCUAGCCGGCUCCGUCACGCACACCAUCUCUACCUCAGUAAUCGUGUUCGAACUCACCGGUCAGAUCAAC